CAAAAUUAAUAGAAUUUCCAGCAGGUUAUUUAUUAUUUGAACAUAUAAAAAUAUAUAAAGAAAGGGAUGACAGGAGUGAUAAUUAUCUUUUUGGUGGGAAAUAUCGAUUUAGAUCACCAAAUGAAUUUAUACCACAUGCUAUAUAUCUAGCAUCUGAUGGAAAAUUAAUAUUUACUACUUAUAUUAAUAAUUUUGAUAAUUGGGUACAAAUAUCUAAUGAGGAAUUGUUAGAAAAUCGAAGAUUAUUAAUUUAUAGACCCAAGGAAAUAGUUUGGGUGAAAAAAUCAAGUGUAUUAAGUGAAAAUCAAAUAGAAGCUCUUAGAAAAUAUAAUAAUCUGAUUGAUGGAUGGCCUGCAAUUGUUGAAUAUGGAGCUAAUAACAAUAUUAUUGAAUUAAAACCUUUGGAAAUUGAUAUUAAAACAAUAAAACUUGGAAAAGAAAAUAUUAGACCAUGGUUAUCUGAAGACAUUAAAAAAAUCAAAAGCCUUUGUUUACAUAAUAAAGAUUUUUAUUAUCAAAAAUCAGAAGGGAAAAUUCUUUUUGGUAAAUUCAUGAAGGCUUUGAGGCAUGGAUAUGAAAUGUCUAACAGCUAUUCAUUAUCUUCAAAAAUAAAAAAAACCAAUAACAAUAAUACAGUAAAUGAUCAUUAUAAACAAAUAUAUUGGGGUAAUGAAUGUAUAAAAAUCAAUGAUUUGGUUAGAAUAGGCAAUGACAAAAGAGGUAGUGAUUUAUGCAUAAAAAUUACUGAAAUAUAUAAAGACAACAAAGAUUCAAUAAAAUUUAAGGGAGAUUUAUUAAUGUCAAUAAAAGAUAAAGACAAACAUAAACAUUGGAUUAAAUUUGAUUUUCACAAAAAAAAAUAUAUUUUUGAUUUGGAUAAAAUUGCUGGAAGUGAUAGUGAUGAUAAUGAUGAAAUUUCACUAACUAAAAAAAAACUUGAUAAAAGAAAAAAUUGUGAUAAUGACAAAGAUUUACCAAUCAAGACCAAAAUUAACAAAGGGAAAAAACCAUCUUCUUUUAAGGCAACUGAUAGACCAGCUGCAAAAAAAGCAAAGCUUGAAGAACAUUUAGAUAAUACAGCAGACUUUAAUCCUUUUUCAAUUCUGAGCACAAAAAAUUCUUCACCAUAUUACAAUAUUUCUUCUUCAUCUAAUACAUCUAUAUCAGCAUCAUCUACAUCUACUUUUUACAAAAUUUCUUCUUCAACUUCAUCCGAAUUUACACCCUCAACAAAAUUCACAAGUCAAUCUACAAUUUCAACUUCAACUGCUAUUCCAUCUACAUCUGGACCUCCAACUAAAACUACAAAUCAAUACACUACAACUUCAUCUUCUAAACCAUCAGUUACAUCAUCAUCAAUCAUAUUUAAGAACAGAAUAAUAAUUACACCCAAGGUUACAACUACACCUACAAAUAAAAUCACAACUACAGCUCCAGUUGCUAAAUCUACAUCUACAGUUGCAAAUUAUAAUUCCCCAACCAAAUAUGCAGCAUGGGUUAACCAGUAUGGCUGGGCUGUUUAUGAUGCAGGGAUGGAUAUCCUUGCUACUCAUAACCUUGGAACAAAUAGUCGUAGGUACAAAGAUUUGUAUAAUUUACGUGAUAUAAUCCACACUGGUAAUCUGGCACCAAAUGGUUGGAGCAACUGGUGA
Messenger RNA from Entrophospora sp. SA101, 1652 nucleotides. Lineage: Eukaryota; Fungi; Glomeromycota; Glomeromycetes; Entrophosporales; Entrophosporaceae. The record is from the annotation of a GenBank genome assembly.